This is a messenger RNA of Pelmatolapia mariae (spotted tilapia), 1905 nucleotides long. It is a transcript of the gene hyal6, whose product is annotated as hyaluronoglucosaminidase 6. The record is from RefSeq and is a predicted model, not a curated record. The transcript has 4 exons. Bases 169 to 1668 code for a protein of 499 amino acids. Lineage: Eukaryota; Metazoa; Chordata; Actinopteri; Cichliformes; Cichlidae. Gene Ontology annotation, cellular component: cytoplasmic vesicle. Gene Ontology annotation, molecular function: hyalurononglucosaminidase activity. Gene Ontology annotation, biological process: hyaluronan catabolic process; carbohydrate metabolic process.
GAAUUGGGUGCAGAGACAAAGAGAUCAUUCACAGCUUAUCAGAUGGAGAUUUUCUGAGUUUUACAACACCAAGAGAGGAGGCAGUCAUCCACCAACAGGUCUUAAUUUGAAGCACGUUCAAUAAAGAAGGGGAAGGACCACUAAUUGUUCUUUGAGGAAUCAAGGGCCAUGGUGCUAAUGCCACUCCAUCUCCUGCUGCUGGUCUUAUGGGUUUGCAUAGUUGAUGGUGACCAGACCAAACCAACCCAACCACCUCUGAUACCUCAUAAGCCUUUCGUUGUAGUCUGGAAUGCUCCCACUGAGUCAUGUCGGCUUCGAUUCAAGGUGGACUUGGACCUCAGCAUUUUUGAUAUUGUAGCAAACCUCAAUGAAACUCUAAGUGGACCAAAUGUCACCAUCUUCUACCACAGCCAUCUGGGAUACUACCCAUACUACUCGAACUCUGGGAUCCCAAUAAAUGGUGGCCUGCCGCAGAACCAAAGCAUCUCCAAACAUCUUGGAAAAGCCCGGGCUGACAUUGACAAGUUGAUCCCCCACAAAGAUUUCCGAGGCUUAGGCGUCAUUGACUGGGAGAACUGGAGGCCUCAGUGGGUCAGAAACUGGGGCUCUAAAGACAUCUACCGCAAAAGGUCCAGGGAACAGAUCCGAAAACUUCACCCAAAUUGGCCAGAGAGCAAAGUUGAAAAGGAAGCGAAGGAAGGCUUUGAGAGAGCUGGACAAGCUUUCAUGAAUCUGACCUUGGCACUGGCUCAAGGUCGCAGACCAGGUGGGCUGUGGGGGUUUUAUCUGUUUCCAGACUGCUACAACUAUGGCUACAAACAACAUCCACAACAUUACACUGGGGAAUGUCCAAAUGUUGAACAUGUUCGCAAUGACCAUCUGAUAUGGCUCUGGAAGGAGAGCACAGCCCUCUAUCCAUCCAUCUACCUAGACUAUGAGCUAAAGUCCUCCUCUAACACAGUCAAGUUUGUCCAUUAUCGAGUCAAGGAAGCUAUGAGGAUUGCAUCCAUUGCACGUACGGACUUCACAUUGCCUGUGUUUGUCUACUCCCGACCAUUCUAUGCCUACACCUUUGUAGUUCUGUCAGAGAGUGACCUGAUUCAUACUAUUGGGGAAAGCGCUGCCUUGGGAGCAUCAGGUGUCGUCCUUUGGGGAUCCUCAGAGUAUGCUCGAUCACAGAGAAACUGCCUAAUGGUGAAGAAGUACAUCAAUGGUCCUCUGGGACAUUAUGUCAUCAAUGUCACAUCAGCAGCUAAGCUGUGCAGCAAAGCAUUGUGCAAAAAGAACGGCAGAUGCAUCCGUAAGAGCCUGGACUCAGACACUUACCUACACCUGAACCCACGCUUCUUCCACAUUCACCACAACUCAGCUCCCAGCGGCCCUCGCUUUCACAUCAGUGGCCACCUAAACAACCACGACAUCCUGGACAUGAAGCAAAAGUUUACCUGCCAGUGCUACCAGGGCUGGACAGGUGUUUACUGUGAGGUACCUCAGACUAUGCCACCUCUUCCUCUUCCUCCCCCACUCCAACCCACUGUGCCGGUACUUCGCCCUCAGGGGAUCAAUCUGCUGGGAGACAUCCUGCUCCUCCUGUCACUCCAUUUCUUCUGUCUAUGUGUUAUCAUAUUCCUGGGACUUUGUUUGAUUAUCAAGUCUCUCAUAUUGUAGACACAAAGACUUUAUUUAGGACCAGAGAGUUGCUGUAAAGUCUUUGCCAAACCACAAGUGAGAUCCGCCACAGUUCAUGCCAAUGUCCCCUAGUUGAAGAAAACUGUUUAUAUUAAAAAAAAAUGAGAAAUUCUCAGAUUUGGCCUAUAAAUGCAAAGCUCAGUCUGAUCGUGGUCUGAUCCAGGCAACAAUGUUUGCAUCUGUGUUAAAGUUCAAUUCAGGAAAAAUGUACACUGG